This is a messenger RNA of Letharia columbiana, 1263 nucleotides long. RefSeq lists its product as uncharacterized. Gene Ontology annotation, cellular component: membrane. The transcript is spliced from 4 exons. The coding region runs from base 1 to 1263 and encodes 420 amino acids. The record is from RefSeq and is a predicted model, not a curated record. Gene Ontology annotation, molecular function: sphingosine N-acyltransferase activity. Gene Ontology annotation, biological process: ceramide biosynthetic process. NCBI's taxonomy places the organism in Eukaryota, Fungi, Ascomycota, Lecanoromycetes, Lecanorales, Parmeliaceae.
AUGGCGGUGCAAAAGGGCCAGCUUUUUGCCAAUUGGACCACCAGGAAGCAGAUAGUGGUCUCAUGGUCCCUCAUUCUCUCUGUGACGAUAAUACACUCGCUAGUCCCCCUUGUACGAUCGUAUACCAGACUCUUCUAUGAGUUACCUUAUGCUCAAGCCAAUGGACAAUACAUCCAGGGAUCCGACGAUGCGCUUUUCGUCCUCGGCUGGCUCGUCUUGAUGACGGCCAUAAGAGCUACAAUCAUUGGGUGCGUCUACGAGUUUGUCACACGGCUUCGCGUCAUGUCCCGCAAAGCAAGCAUGCGCUUUGCCGAGCAGGCAUUCCUCCUUACAUACGACUUCACCUCCUUCUCAAUGGGCAUGAACAUCCUCGUAAAUUCUUCAUACUGGCUCAACUUCGAAGAACUAUGGUCCACCUGGCCGUCUCGUGAAAUAUCUGGAGAGCUCAAAUGGUACUACCUGGUCCAGCUCGCCUUCUGGCUGCAACAGCUCCUCGCCAUCAACCUGGAAAAACGAAGAAAGGAUUUUGGGCAGAUGUUCCUCCACCAUUGUGUGACGAGUUUCUUGAUGUACGUCGCAUACGCCUAUCGCUGGACGAACGUCGGCAAUGUCAUUUUGUGCAUUAUGGACGUGGUUGAUUUCUUGCUGCCGCUUGCGAAAAUGCUCAAAUAUUUGCACUUCGAAGCUGCCUGCAACACCAUGUUCGGCAUCUUCUUGACAACCUGGCUCGUCGCGCGCCACGGUAUCUACGUCAAACUAUGCUGGUCUAUAUAUCGUGAUGUUCCUCGCGUCAUGCCCUUUGCGUGUUAUUCGGGAGAAACCAUGGAAUUGGAGACAGAUCCGAGCAAGCUGAGUAGAUGGAGGUACUUUGAUCCGUUCUUUGAUCAGAAGGGAACGAUAUGCCUCGACAGGAACGUCAAAUCAAUAUUCCUGGGCCUGCUGCUGAUGCUGCAAGUGCUGAGCAUUGUUUGGUUCGGGAUGAUUAUCAAGGUGGCAUUGAGCAUGUUGAAUGGCGAGGGCGCAAGUGAUACCCGCAGCGGCGACGAAGAUGAGGGUGGAGAGGACGAAGAAGAAGAAGAAGAGGAGGAGGAGUGCGAAGCACGCUCGAAUGGCAAGCCGACCCAGUCUGCAAACGGUAAGGCCAAGGCCUCUGGCAGCGAGGCGCCUUCACGCCAGACCGGACUCUUCCAGAGAGGCGGGAUACGGGUCCCCGGGUCGAGGGAUAGGAAAGAGCUGAUUGGUCGGGUGGGGUGCAAUGGAUGA